Messenger RNA from Carassius auratus (goldfish), 3381 nucleotides. RefSeq names its product putative glycerol kinase 5. Gene Ontology annotation, molecular function: phosphotransferase activity, alcohol group as acceptor; kinase activity. Bases 454 to 2043 code for a protein of 529 amino acids. Gene Ontology annotation, biological process: triglyceride metabolic process; glycerol metabolic process; glycerol-3-phosphate biosynthetic process. The transcript is spliced from 16 exons. The record is from RefSeq and is a predicted model, not a curated record. Gene Ontology annotation, cellular component: mitochondrion. NCBI's taxonomy places the organism in Eukaryota, Metazoa, Chordata, Actinopteri, Cypriniformes, Cyprinidae.
CGAUGACCGCCUAUAUUUUGGUGCCCCACUACUGAGAUUGACCCAUCCACUUCAAGUUCUCUGUAACUUUUAUCUCUCACUGUAGAAAAUAAGCGACUCUUUUUUUUUUUCUUUUUUUUUUGGCUGAAAUCGCAACAGUAAACGUUAGAUGUUUCGUUUGCCGAUUUAAAAUCGCGAGAUCACUUGCGCGAUUGAGUUUAGGGCACACAUACCUAUGCUUUCGGUUAUCAUCUGUCCAUUCAGAACAAUGAUGUGAACACACUGAAUCGGCCUUUUAACGGAUUAAAACUCUGCCAGUGGUAUGGCAUUCACGUCUACGGAGGAAACUCCGAGGUCUACGGAGCAAAGUUGAAAAGGGUCAUUUGACUGAAGUGUGGAUCCUCCCUGUCAUGCUCACACACAGCUAUGGUAACUAAAGUAUCCCAGCGACUUUCUGAGUGAACGCAUCGUGCAAUGGGGACUCAGAGAAACGGCUUCAGCAAACGUGAGACUUUCAUUCUCUCUGUUGAUGUGGGAACAACCUCCAUCAGGUGCCAUGUGUACGAUAAGAGCGCCAGUAUCAGGGGGUCCUGCUCCGCGAAGGUGUCCUUACUUUAUCCUCAGCCUGGAUGGGUCGAGAUUGAACCUGAUGAUCUGUGGAAGGGCUUUGUGACUGUAGUCAAAGGAGCAGUUCAAGACGCUGGCUUACAGAUGUGCCAGAUGGAAAGUCUCGGGAUCUCAACCCAGAGGGCAACGUUCAUGACGUGGGACAGAAACACGGGGAAACCGUUUCAUAAUUUCAUCACCUGGCAGGACUUGAGGGCGGCCGAGUUGGUGAGAUCGUGGAACAGGUCCUGCACUAUGAAGACCGUACACGGCGUGAUGAAGACGCUGCACUUCCUCACCAGACAGAAGCGGUUCCUUGCCGCCAGCCUGGUAGUUUUUUCCACCCAGCAUGUGUCUCUGCGUCUUGUCUGGGCCUUGAACAAUAUCCCUCAGUUGCGGCAGGCGGUCGAAAACGGCUCCUGUUAUUUUGGGACCAUAGACACCUGGCUGCUGUACAAACUGACUAAAGGCCUGGUUCAUGCAACUGAUUACUCUAAUGCCAGUGCAACAGCAAUAUUUGAUUCCUAUCAGAUGUGCUGGAGUGGAUUUAUUUGCUCACUUCUCUCUAUACCUCUAUCCAUCCUCCCCAGGGUACAGAACACCAGUCAUAAAUUUGGCACAUGUGAUCCAUCCAUAUUCGGGGUGCCCAUCCCAAUCAUGUCUGUUAUGGCGGACCAACAAGCAGCCAUGUUUGGAGAAUGCUGUUUUGACAUUGGUGAUGUGAAAAUUACUAUGGGCACAGGGACUUUCAUGGACAUCAAUACAGGAAACAAACCACACACGUCUGUAGCCGGCCUUUAUCCUCUGGUGGGCUGGAAGAUCGGUGCUGAUGUUGUGUAUCUGGCUGAAGGUAAUGCCGCUGGAACAGGUGCUGCCAUUAAAUGGGCCCAGGAUCUUGAGCUCUUUUCUGAUGUGAUGGAGACUGAGGCCAUAGCCACUAGUGUGGAAGACUCAGACGGCGUGUAUUUUGUGCCUUCUUUCAGCGGCUUGCAGGCCCCUCUGAAUGAUCCUAAAGCUUGUGCCUCCUUCAUGGGCUUAAAACCAUCCACAACCAAGAGACAUCUAGUCCGAGCUAUUCUGGAGUCUAUAGUGUUCAGGAACAAGCAGCUCUUUGAAGUCAUGCUCAGAGAAACCCGUAUUCCUAUCACUAAAAUCAGGGCAGAUGGAGGUGUUUGCACCAAUAAUUUCAUCAUGCAACUCACAGCUGAUCUGUUGGGACGUAAGAUAGAACGUCCAAGCCACUUUGACAUGUCCUGCCUUGGAGCUGCUUUUGUUGCAGGACUAGGAACAGGCUACUGGAGGAGCCAAGAAGAGCUGAAGAAGCUUUUGACCACUGACCAACAUUUCCUUCCCCGGAGGAGUAAAGCAGACUGGGACAAGGGCAGUCCGUACAGAAGUGUACUGCAGGGCUGGGAGAGGGCUCUUCAGCGCUCUAUGCACUGGUACAGCCAGCCCUGAUUUCCCAGAAUACAAGCUGAUUCUGUAAACUCCUUGUUCAUGCGAACAGGUUUAGGGCGGUUCUCUCUCACACCGAGAAAACACUUGAAAUGUAUGAUUUCCAAUCUGGAUUUGGAAACUCGCUUAUCAACUUAGUUACAGUUUUGCCAAAUCACGAGGGAUUUUACAGAUUUACAUCUUGUUGGUGUAAAUCCAAGUCACCUAGCUGUGAAUCCAGUGGAAUUAUGAUGAUGAGGUGACAGGCUGCAGCACAAUUCUUAAUUCAGACUAAGACCGAUGUAUUGUUAUGAUUUUGCCAAUCAAUACUUUAUUCAUUAGACACUAAAAACCAAUAAGUGCCACUAUCCAACUACUGUUUUUUAUAUAUAUAUAUAUAUAUAUAUAUAUAUAUAUAUAUAUAUAUGAAAAAAUUAAUUUAACUUGCUACGUGCCUUAAUGAGGUGCUUUUGUACAAGAGGUCAUCAGUGAGGUACCUCAGUUACUCAUCUCCCAAAAGAUGAUAUCUCACCCGAAAAGAGUAUUGUAAUUAUGUGUAAUUUGUGUUGUUUACAUAGAUGGGAGUUAAGAAAAAAUUACUGCUCUUUUUAUUUUUUUCAUCAUACACUGUUAACACACACUGUGCAUUCAUUGCAUGUAUGGUAAUUUAUACAAGCAUUUAUUAAUGCUGUUGAAAUUUUCAUGUAAUUUUAGUUGAUAUUUUUGUAUUGCAUAUAUAUAGACUUGGCAUUGUUUUGUUUUUGUUUUUUUUUAAAUCCACUGUAUUUCAUAAUACAUAGAGAAUGCUGCACACAUGGGAAACUUGAUACCCUGAAGUACUAUAUUUUCUAAAGGAUUUUUUAUCAUUAUUUUUUUUUUUUUGCUUUAUGAAUCCAACAUGCUACUUGUUUGUAUGCUAAACAUUAGCAGGGUCACAGUUUGCCACAUCAUACUAUCAACAGUGGCUAAUAAUAGCAUACAUUCAACUGUAGUAAAAAAUGAGUAACUGUGAAAUGGUAUAAUAUCCUAGGCUUUUAUCAGGAUCUUAAUGAGUGAAUGGAGAGAAUAUUUGUAAAGAUAAAUGUAUUAAUAGGUUGUCCAAGAACUCUUAACAUUGUGCCAUGUUUCAUUGUCAGUAUGUAAAAUUAGUUGAUUUUGAUAAAUAUUCAGGUUCAAAUUGUAUGGAUUGUCAUGCAAAUAAAGCAAUGGUUUUCAUUGUGGGGUCAAUGACCUAAUAAACAUUGUAAAAUGCAUGGGUCUAAAAAAUUAAAGCAAUGUUUUAAUGAAAGUGCUGGGACUCCCUAUGUCUUAUAACUGAGUUUGCCGAACAAUGUUAUAAAAUAAUAAAGCCUUUCAAUAAAA